GGUGAAUCGAAUGCCGCCGAAAAAUAUCUGGACAUAGCUGAAGAUUAACGGACAGCGUAGAGGACUAGUAGAUGGAAGGAGGGUGGGAAGACGUAGCUAUGUCUAGCGGGGAAGAGAGAGAGGACGAUGAAGCCGCCGCGGAAGCUAGAGAGCGCCUUUGCCAACAAUUUCGGCUCUGCACUAUCUCCAUUGCCGAAGCCGAAGCGAAGCGAAAUGGUAUGGAAAUUUCUCAACCAAUUGUGGCUUGCAUCGCCGAUAUAGCCUUCAAAUACACCGAACAGUUGGCGAAGGAUCUUGAGUUAUUUGCACAGCAUGCUGGCCGCAAGUCAGUUAAUAUGGAAGAUGUCAUACUUUCAACACAUCGAAACAAGCACCUUGCUGCCACAUUGAGAUCCUUCCGUGAUGACUUGAAAGCGAAAGAACCCCAAACCGAGAGGAAGAGUAGGAAAAGAACAAAAUAGCUAGACAGGGUUGCUGCAGAUGAACUAACUCUUUGCUGGAUGGAUAUUGUGUAGUACAUCUGAUCUCUUAGCUUCACUGAUAACCCCGUGUUCCACAAUGCCACUUCAUUGAUUGUAAUAUUCCUGAAAGGUGCUCUAUUUAUCCUAAGCCUGGGGUUGGUGACAUAUUAUAGGUCGAGAUUUUUUUAAAAACAUAUAUCUGAGGAAAUAGCAUAGGUCCACUGCUUAAAAUUUCAAGACUUGAGCCCAAAAGCUACUAGAUCAGACAGUCAUGGAACUAACAAGUUAUUUACAUUGAACAUAGGUCAACAGUAUCGGAUGAGUUUAAUGCUCCAAACUCACUCGUGAUAUACAAAUUCCGC
Cuscuta europaea is the source of this 823-nucleotide messenger RNA. Lineage: Eukaryota; Viridiplantae; Streptophyta; Magnoliopsida; Solanales; Convolvulaceae. The record is from the annotation of a GenBank genome assembly.